Molecule: messenger RNA, 1025 nt
Organism: Ornithorhynchus anatinus (platypus)
Lineage: Eukaryota; Metazoa; Chordata; Mammalia; Monotremata; Ornithorhynchidae
Gene: C1QBP
Product: complement C1q binding protein
Exons: 6
Coding region: 88-909 (273 amino acids)
Biological process (GO): cytosolic ribosome assembly
Cellular component (GO): mitochondrial matrix
Source: RefSeq, a predicted model, not a curated record
AUUCCGGCGGAAGGCGGAGGGGAGGAGGGUCCGCCGGAGUCCGGUCCUCGGGUCCUCGUCCCGGUGGGUCGCACGUGUCCCGCCUCGAUGCUGCCGGCGCUGCUGCGGUCCUUGCCCCGGGCCCUGGGCCCGUCCGGCCCGGCCCGGCCGCUCCUUCCCGCCGCUCGGGCCCUGCCCCGCACGCUCUGCUCCUUCGGCCCCUCGGGCCGGCCGACGCGGCCCGGCCUCCUGCGGCCCCUCCGGCCGCCCUGCUCCUGCUCCUGCUCCUGCGGCGCCCUGCACACCGAAGGGGACAAGGCCUUUGCGCAGUUCCUGACGGAUGAGAUCAAAGAGGAGAAGAAGAUCCAGAAGCACAAGUCCCUCCCCAAGGUGUCGGGGGACUGGGAGCUGGACGUGCACGGGACCCAGGCCAAGCUGGUGCGGAAGGUGGCCGGCGAGAGGAUCACAGUCACGUUCAACAUCAACAACAGCAUCCCCCCGUCCCUGGAUGAGGAGGAGCCCCGGGACGGGCAGAACGCCGGGGAGCCCGAGCCCGAGCUCACGUCGACGCCCAACUUCGUGGUGGAGGUCGUGAAGGAUGACGCCAAGAGGGCCCUGGUGCUGGACUGCCACUAUCCCGAGGACGAGGUGGCCCGUGGCGGGGAGGGCGAGGAGGAGGAGAGCGACAUGUUCACCAUCAGGGAGGUGAGCUUCCAGGAGAGCGACGCCGCCGAGUGGAAGGACACCAGCUACACCCUCAAUACCGACUCCCUGGACUGGGCCCUGUACGACCACCUCAUGGACUUCCUGGCGGACCGGGGGGUGGACAACGCGUUCGCGGACGACCUGGUGGAGCUGAGCACGGCCCUGGAGCACCAGGAGUACAUCGGCUUCCUGGAGGACCUCAAGGGCUUCGUGAAGUGCCAGUAGGGCCGGGCCUCCCCCGGCUCCGGCUCACCCCCACCCGGUAGGCCCGCCUACCUUACUCCGGGGCCCGGGCGGGGGAAGCGGCGGGCGCUAUUAAAAGCGGUGCGCAGUGCUCUCUC